UGGCAAGAAGCUGGCAUGCAAUUUGGACUUUCAACUCGACGACCACUCGAAACCAGUGUUUGCGCAAACAACCAUCGACACCACUGCUCAAGAUGAAGUACAUCUUUUCGCAAGAGCAGCUGGUCAUCCCAGAGGACGUCAAGAUCCAUAUUAGAUCUCGAAUUGUCACCGUCGAAGGUCCUCGAGGCAAACUCACCAAGGAUCUUUCACACAUCGCCGUCACCUUCUCCCUUCCCAAGGACACAGAAGGCCAGCAACUCGUACACAUCGAAAUCCACCAUGGCUCGAGAAAGAAUGUCGCAACCCUCCGAACUGUGAAGUCCAUCAUUCAAAACUUGGUCAUCGGUGUUACCAAGGGCUACAAGUACAAGAUGCGAUACGUCUAUGCCCAUUUCCCCAUCAACGUCAACAUUGAGAAGAACGAUGAGGGCCACUUCCAUCUAGAAAUCAGAAACUUCUUGGGCGAGAAGAUCGUCCGUCACGUCACAAUGGCCGAUGGUGUCACAGUCGAGGCAUCCAAGAACGUCAAGGAUCAAAUCGAAAUCACCGGCAACAGCCUCGAGAGUGUCUCCCAGGGCGCAGCCGAUAUUCAACAAAUCUGCAGAGUACGAAACAAGGAUAUCCGAAAGUUCUUGGACGGUCUUUAUGUCAGUGAGCGGGGCAACAUUGCUGAGGAAUAGACGGGAAUGAGUUGGUGUGGUUCAUGUUGAAGAAAUAUUCCAUUGCACGGUCAAGGCGUCGUCAACUGACAUAUUUGCUCAAAUCGAGAGUCACGCGUGUGCCAUAGGCUGUGCACUCUCUGAUAUCUGGCAGAAGGGUUGAAUGCGAAAAGGACACUUCCAAUACCAUUGAAUGAGCGAAAGGUUUCAAAUGACCAUGGUGGUGCCUGUCCUUCUCAACGCUCACGAUCUGAUCGAGGUCAAUGCCAUGUCGAUCGAAGCAGAAAUACGUUUUUGCCCACCUAACAACCUGACUAUCGGUCCAUCAUUUUCUGCCACCCAGGCUGGAGAUGAAGUGGCUUCCGCAUGACUGUGCCGUGACCAUUUCUGUAUGAACAGAGCCCUUGCACCUGUUCCGAUCG
Messenger RNA from Exophiala viscosa, 1081 nucleotides. RefSeq names its product 60S ribosomal protein L9-B. Gene Ontology annotation, molecular function: structural constituent of ribosome; rRNA binding. The record is from RefSeq and is a predicted model, not a curated record. The transcript has 3 exons. Gene Ontology annotation, cellular component: cytosolic large ribosomal subunit; ribosome. Bases 93 to 680 code for a protein of 195 amino acids. Lineage: Eukaryota; Fungi; Ascomycota; Eurotiomycetes; Chaetothyriales; Herpotrichiellaceae. Gene Ontology annotation, biological process: cytoplasmic translation.